AAUUAGAAGACUGUUCUCAUGCGACUCAAUAAUCAUUUGCGACGAUGGCGUCCGUGUCGACCAAAGGCCAGCGGUACAUCGGCGAAACCAGAAAUCAAAUGCGACACGGGUAUGGAGUCUAUAAAUAUUGCAACAAGUUUUUCAAGUAUGAGGGAGAAUGGAAAGAAGGCAAGAAACAUGGGCAUGGGAAACUUCUAAUGAGUGACGGUAGCUAUUAUGAAGGAGAGUUCAUCAAUGGGGAAAUCGAAGGUCACGGCUUCAGGAAAUGGGCAACCUCACGGAACACCUAUUCUGGCCAGUUCUACAAUGGAGAGCUCCAUGGCCACGGGGUCAUGAACUAUGGUCUCGGUGGGUCUUAUGAAGGGGAGUGGCAACACAACAGGAGACAAGGUCAUGGUGUAUUAAAGCUUUCAGAUGGAACUCACUAUGAAGGGUCUUUUCAUAACAACAUCAGGCAUGGUGAAGGGUCGCAAACAUAUGUAAAUAAAGAUCAAUACGUUGGUGAUUGGAUAAUGGACAGAAGACAGGGAAGUGGGGAAUUACGAUGCAAUGAUGGAACAAUAUACGAUGGUCAAUGGAGGAAUGAUAUGUUUAAUGGCCAAGGGACCAUGAUUCACUGUUCAGGGAUGGUCUAUGAAGGAAUGUGGAUUAACGAUAAACCCGCACGUAAGUUACUCUUACAGGCUUGCAUUCAAUAGUAAGUCCAUUUUAGGUUCCCAUAUCACACGUAAGA
Molecule: messenger RNA, 733 nt
Organism: Lytechinus variegatus (green sea urchin)
Lineage: Eukaryota; Metazoa; Echinodermata; Echinoidea; Temnopleuroida; Toxopneustidae
Product: MORN repeat-containing protein 1-like
Exons: 6
Coding region: 45-698 (217 amino acids)
Source: RefSeq, a predicted model, not a curated record